AUGAUUCUAUCUAUCUAUCUAUCUAUCUAUUUGAUUUACAUCUAUCUAUCUAUCUAUCUAUCUAUCUAUCUAUCUAAUAGUGUUCAUUAUCGAUCUAUCUAUCUAUCUAAUAGUGUUCAUUAUCUAUCUAUCUAUCUAUCUAUCUAUCUAUCUAAUAGUUAUUUCAUUAUCUAUCUAUCUAUCUAUUUCAUUAUCUAUCUAUCUAUCUAUCUAUCUAAUAGUUUAUCUAUCUAUCUAUCUAUCUAUUCUAGUGUUCAUUAUCUAUCUAUAUCUAUCUAUCUAUCUAUCUGUUCAUUAUCUAUCUAUCUAUUUAUAAUAUGUAUCAUUAUCUAUCUAUCUAUCUAUCUAAUAGUUGUUCUAUCUAUCUAUCUAUCUAUCUAUCUAUCUAAUAGUUGUUCAUUAUCUAUCUAUCUAAUAGUGUUCAUUAUCUAUCUAUCUAAUAGUGUUCAUUAUCUAUCUAUCUAUCUAUCUAAUAGUGUUCAUUAUCUAUCUAUCUAUCUAAUACUGUUCAUUAUCUAUCUAUCUAUCUAUCUAAUAGUGUUCAUUAUCUAUCUAUCUAUCUAUCUAAUAGUGUUCAUUAUCUAUCUAUCUAAUAGUGUUCAUUAUCUAUCUAUCUAUCUAAUAGUGUUCAUUAUCUAUCUAAUAGUGUUCAUUAUCUAUCUAAUAGUGUUCAUUAUCUAUCCAUCUAUCUAUCUAUCUAAUAGCGUUCAUUAUCUAUGUAUCUAA
Acanthosepion pharaonis is the source of this 726-nucleotide messenger RNA. The record is from the annotation of a GenBank genome assembly. Lineage: Eukaryota; Metazoa; Mollusca; Cephalopoda; Sepiida; Sepiidae.